AUGUAUUGUGAGCAUUUACUGAGCAUUGACUAUGUCCAACAUCUUCUUUAUGAUAUAGGGCUAAAGGCCGAAUUCUCUCCUCCUGGGAGUGAGGCCAAAAGACAAAUUUCAUUUGUUGCUCAAUCUUUAAAGAUUGAAGAAGACCAAAAUGCUCGGGUCACCCUUUUGGAGUAUCUAAGCAACUUCACCCAGUCGAAUGGGACAAUUUUGUACAGGAGACAAAAAUCUUGGCCGAGGAGAUUCCCGUCUUAUGCAUCUGCCAAUGGACAAGAUAUCACGAGUUCAAGCAAUGAAAAGGUCGAGAAGAAGAAGUCGAAUGAUAUUCCGUUUUAUACCAUCGGUUUCAAGUCUGCUACACCCGAAUACACUCUUCGAACUCGAAUUUGGGCAUCUCUUCGCGCUCAGACAUCGUAUCAAACGGUAACCGGGUUCAUGAACUACUCCAAAGCCAUCAAGCUCCUCUAUCGAGUCGAAAACCCCAACAUUUUACAGCUUUACGGUGACAAUCCGGACAAGUUAGAACGCACGUUGGAGCGGAUGGCCAGGCAAACGUUUCAAUUUGUGGUCUCUAUGCAACGAUACUUUGAAUUCAGCAAGGAGGAAGUCAAAAACACCGAGUUUUUACUGAGAGCUUAUCCUGAUAUCAACAUUACUCAAAUUUACUCUGCGUUCAUCGAUGGUCAUCAGGAUAAUUAUCUUAAAGAGUAUCUCGAGAUUUGUAACAUGCUUGGAGAAUUUGAAGAUUUUUAUGUUUCCAACCGAUCACCGUACUUAUCGACUGGUGCAAAAGAAUUCACCAAGUUUCCUGUUGCGAUUGUCGGAGCAAGAGAAUACAUUUUCUCAGAAAACAUUGGUGUUCUCGGUGGUGUUGCAACUGGAAAAGAACAAAUCUUUGGCACACUCGCUGACAGAUCGCUCAAAAAGUACUUCGGAACCCAACUGCCCCUUGAUCGACUUCUUACAUUUUAUUAUGCUCAUCCUGGAUUUCACAUGAAUAAGAUUCUCAUCAUCUUUGCUGUUCAAGGUUUCAUGUUCACGAUGGUAUUCCUAGGUACAUUGAAUUCCUCACUGACAAUUUGUAAACACAAUUCAGAAGGUCAAUUCAUUGUUUUGCCCGAUUUUUACAACUUCGUUCCCACAUACGAUUGGAUCAAGCGAUGUAUCGUGUCUAUCUUUAUCGUUUUCUUGAUGAUUUCCUGCCACUGUUCUUGCAAGAGUUGA
This is a messenger RNA of Melampsora larici-populina 98AG31, 1221 nucleotides long. Its product is annotated as family 48 glycosyltransferase. The coding region runs from base 1 to 1221 and encodes 406 amino acids. The record is from RefSeq and is a predicted model, not a curated record. Gene Ontology annotation, biological process: (1->3)-beta-D-glucan biosynthetic process; fungal-type cell wall polysaccharide biosynthetic process. NCBI's taxonomy places the organism in Eukaryota, Fungi, Basidiomycota, Pucciniomycetes, Pucciniales, Melampsoraceae. Gene Ontology annotation, cellular component: plasma membrane; 1,3-beta-D-glucan synthase complex. The transcript has 8 exons. Gene Ontology annotation, molecular function: 1,3-beta-D-glucan synthase activity.